AUGGAGGAAACCCGGUCCAAACCUUCUACACCGGAGCCGAGUCCCGCGCCAAGUCCGGCGCCAAGUCCUGCACCUAGUCCUGCUCCCAGUCCGCUGCUGGACAGAAUCCCUUUGCCAUCAGGGAACCAUGUAGAGCACCUGAGUGUGAACCAGAUCCAGGUAGUGGUGCGGCGUUGUUCCAGUCCAAAUGUUACAGAAGAAACAACCUAUUUUCUUCCUCGCCACCCUGUGGUGGAUGCUGGCACCAACACAGAGCCACCACUUGUCUGCUGCCCCUUGCUUCACAGAUUUUGCCCUUGUCCUCCGAGAGGCCUUGUGGCUUCUGUCAUUACAAAAGUACUCUUGGCGGCAGUGCUCUUCGGAGUGGUUUGGUCAGUCACAGAGGACGAAUGUCUUCCAGGGGGUAACCUAUUUGGCAUUACAGUGCUGUUCAUCUGUGCAGUCAUUGGUGGAAAAUUAGUAGCUCUGAUCCGGCUACCCAGACUUCCACCAUUUCCUCCACUUCUUGGUAUGCUGCUCAUGGGUUUCACGCUAAGAAAUAUCCCAGUAAUAACAGAUGGUGUGUACAUUAACUUCAAGUGGUCCGCCUCCCUCAGGAACAUUGCACUGGCGGUCAUUCUAGCCAGAGCCGGUUUGGGUUUGGAUCCCUCAGCUCUGAGGAAGCUGAAAUCUGUGUGUUUGCGUGUGGCAGUAGGGCCUUGCAUCGUUGAGGCCUGCACUAUAGCUCUUGUCUCCCAUUUCCUCAUGGGUUUACCAUGGGUGUGGGGCUUCAUCCUUGGCUUUGUCCUUGGCGCUGUGUCUCCAGCAGUAGUGGUCCCCUCCAUGUUGCUGCUGCAAAAGGAUGGUUAUGGUGUGGAGCAGGGAAUCCCCACGGUUUUAAUGGCAGCUGGCAGCUUUGAUGACAUCCUUGCUAUAACAGGGUUCACUACAUGCUUGGGCGUGGCUUUUGCUACAGGUUCCACAUGGUACAACCUUUUGAGAGGUGUGCUGGAGGUGGCCGGUGGCCUGCUUGCUGGGAUCCUUCUUGGCUUCCUCAUCCAGUACUUUCCCAGUCUCGACCAGAAACACUUGGUGAUGAAACGUUCCUUUCUGGUACUUGGCUUGUCUGUCUUUGCGGUGUUUGGCAGCGGUGUGGCUGGCUUUCCUGGGUCCGGUGGCCUCUGCACUCUAGUACUGGCAUUUCUUGCCGGUCUCGGAUGGGGUACAGAAAAGGCACGCGUGGAGGAAGUGGUGGGCUGGGCAUGGGAUGUGUUUCAGCCGCUUUUGUUUGGCUUAAUUGGAGCAGAGAUACGAGUGUCACAGUUGGACGGACACGUAGUUGGUCUGGGUAUAGCUUCUCUACUCAUUGCCCUGCUGGUUCGGCUCCUGUUUACCUACGUUUGCGUGUUGUUCGCCGGCUUUAAUAUUCGUGAAAAGCUGUUUAUUGCCCUAGCCUGGAUGCCCAAAGCCACUGUACAGGCAGCCAUUGGCUCCACAGCUUUGGACAUGGCCAGGAUAAGAGAAGACACGCAGAUGCAGAAGUACGGCAUGGAUGUGCUGACUGUGGCUGUACUUUCCAUCCUUCUAACGGCACCAGUAGGAGCCCUUAUCAUUGGCCUUUGUGGUCCAUGUCUGCUGCAGAAACCAAAGAACUCAGCCUGUGGUGAGCGAGUCAAACCGAAUUUAUCAGCCUUUUUCUUAGGCACUGCGGCAGGUGAUGAAGACAAUGAAACGCCAGUCACCUAUGAAAGCACUCUGUGA
Messenger RNA from Nerophis lumbriciformis (worm pipefish), 1740 nucleotides. The record is from RefSeq and is a predicted model, not a curated record. NCBI's taxonomy places the organism in Eukaryota, Metazoa, Chordata, Actinopteri, Syngnathiformes, Syngnathidae.